UACCUAUCUGUGCUGACUCGUUGCUGCUGUUCUAUUCAGAAUGAGAAGAUGGAGACUGUUGGAUCAGAAACUGAGGCAUAUGCUAUAGCUGACACCAUGGCUUACUGCAAAGCAGACGUCUACACUGUGAAUUGUGGCAUGGCAUACGGUCAAGCAGCAAUGCUUCUAUCUCUAGGAGCCAAGGGUUUUCGUGCAGUACAGCCAAAUUCAUCCACUAAGUUAUAUCUGCCCAAAGUCAACAAAUCAACUGGGGCUGCCAUAGAUAUGUGGAUUAAGGCCAAGGAACUUGAUGCAAAUACUGAGUACUACAUUGAGCUAUUAGCAAAAGGCACUGGGAAGACUGAGGAAGAAAUUGCUAAAGAUGUCCAGCGAUCUAAGUAUUUCCAAGCACAAGAAGCCAUAGACUAUGGCCUUGCAGACAAGAUAAUUGAUUCCAGGGAUGCUGCAUUCGAGAAACGGAAUUAUGAUGAGAUGCUUGCUCAAUCAAAAGCAAUGAGGGGAGGAGCUGGAUUUGGUCCACAAGCAGCUCCUUCUGGAUUUAGGUGAUCAAAAAGUAUCAGUAUAGCAUGACUAUACAUGAAGUGAAAACUCACUACUAGUUAGCUCUUUUGUACAAUAUCUCAAGCUAUGCGUAGCUGGUUAUAAUUUUUGAUUUGAUCAGGCGUUUUACACACACUGCAGAAAUGACACUGUCCAAAACUGUAGACAGGUAGCACUUCCGCUUUGUAUAUCUAUAUUUCGGAUGAAAUAUAAUGUUAAAUUAUGUCUAACAAAAAA
Molecule: messenger RNA, 777 nt
Organism: Theobroma umbraticum
Lineage: Eukaryota; Viridiplantae; Streptophyta; Magnoliopsida; Malvales; Malvaceae
Gene: CLPR1
Product: CLP protease proteolytic subunit 1
Biological process (GO): protein quality control for misfolded or incompletely synthesized proteins
Cellular component (GO): endopeptidase Clp complex
Molecular function (GO): serine-type endopeptidase activity; ATP-dependent peptidase activity; ATPase binding
Source: RefSeq, a predicted model, not a curated record